Rangifer tarandus platyrhynchus (Svalbard reindeer) is the source of this 426-nucleotide messenger RNA. NCBI's taxonomy places the organism in Eukaryota, Metazoa, Chordata, Mammalia, Artiodactyla, Cervidae. The record is from the annotation of a GenBank genome assembly.
AUGGCACUGAAAAAAGUAAGGAUCCCUGCUUUAGAGGAAAAGAAAAAGUUCAAGAUUAAUAUGUUUCCUCAAGAAGUUGUCCCAUUUUUGGCCUCAGGAGGCUUGCUCCUGGAUGAGCCCAGGGGUUAUUUUUAUAUCUGCUCCCUGGUGGGAAGGCAUCUUCCUCCAGCCAGUGUGGUCAGCGGGCUGCAGCCAGGGGGAGAGAGAGGGCCAAAGGGAAGGGAAGGGGAGGAAAAGGGAGGAAAAGGUAGGGAAGGGAGAGACCAGGACACAGGACAGCUCGGCUUCGCUGCCACAUCCUUCUCAUUCACAGCUCAGAUCAGAGAUCUGCCUCGUAAUUCUGUCACAGUUCUUGAACCUUGUUCUUCAAACUCUGCUUACCUGAAGUGUGACAUUCCAUCUAGGGAAGGUGGGACAGCAGUGUGA